Limanda limanda (common dab) is the source of this 3074-nucleotide messenger RNA. RefSeq names its product acid phosphatase 5b, tartrate resistant (gene acp5b). Gene Ontology annotation, biological process: bone resorption. The record is from RefSeq and is a predicted model, not a curated record. Lineage: Eukaryota; Metazoa; Chordata; Actinopteri; Pleuronectiformes; Pleuronectidae. Gene Ontology annotation, molecular function: ferric iron binding; ferrous iron binding; acid phosphatase activity. Bases 139 to 1113 code for a protein of 324 amino acids. The transcript is spliced from 6 exons.
UGGCCCAUAAAAUAUGACGAGUGAAACCAUGAGUCACUCAUUGACUGAUACAGGAAGUCAAGCUGUUAGCUGCUAAAACGUGUUUAAUUUUAGAACAAAGUGCAAACAAACUCUGGUGUUCAGUGAGACCGGAAAGUUAUGGACAGACUGCAGCGUGUGCUAUUGUUGUUCUGCUUCUAUACCCGCUGGUAUCCUCUUCAAACUCUUGAACAAGCUGCUCUGCAUUUUGCUGUACUUGCUGACUGGGGUGGAGUUCCGUUGCCUCCAUACUACACUUCUCAUGAGGAGGCUGUUGCUGCAGAAGUGGACAGUCUGGCCAAGACUGAGGGAGUGGACUUUGUCCUAAGCCUGGGAGAUCACUUCUACUUUAGUGGUGUCAAGAAUUUGGAAGACCCCCGGUUCAAGCAAACAUUUGAAAGGGUCUUCUCCCAGCCAUCUCUACUGCAUAUCCCAUGGUACCUGGUCGGUGGAAACCAUGACCACAGGGGCAACAUUUCAGCUCAGAUGGCUUACUCUGAUGUGUCCAAACGAUGGAAUUACCCUGGUCUCUAUUAUGACCUUCACUUUAAUGUCCCACACACAAACCUGUCAGUGAGCAUACUGAUGAUCGAUACAGUGGUGUUAUGUGGAAACACCUAUAACCAAACCCAGCCUUCAGGACCAGAGGACCCCAGAGCAGCAGAUCGCCAGUGGAACUGGAUCACAUCUAAACUGGCGAGCAGCAGGUCAGCCUAUGUUGUGGUGGCUGGUCAUUAUCCUGUCUGGUCCAUCGGUCAUCAUGGACCAACAUCCUGUCUGGUCAACAGACUGAGGCCCCUGCUGAAGAAAUACAGAGUCACUGUGUACUUGUCAGGCCAUGACCACAAUCUGCAGUUCAUCAGAGAGGAUGAUGGGAGCUCAUAUGUAGUCAGUGGGAGUGGGGUGGUCAGCGAUCCCAGCACCACUCACAAGGACAGUGUUCCUCAGUCCUGGCAGCUCUACUCCAGUCCGGUCAAUCACACAGUAGGAGGCGUGGCUUACUUCCAGGUCACUGAGCAUAAGAUGACUGUCAGUUUCAUGCAGACCAACGGGAAAUGCGUUUACCAGGCAGAGCUGCCAACACGUCAGAAUUAAUGGAAUGCUAUAGUCACAGUUUGAAGUAAUGACGUUAUUUGUAUAUGUGAGCCUAUAAUUAUCUUGCUAUUGUGCUACUUAAUGCUGUCUUACUUUUAAACACAAACAUAAUUAAUAUAUCGCAGUGGCUUUUUGAAGGCUUUUAACAAAAAUCUAAAGCUGAAAAAAAGAUUACAGAUAUUUAUGGGCGAUGGGAUGUUACUAUUAAAUGAAAUGUAUACAUUCAUACUAUUUGUUGCUGUAUGUAUUGUUUUAUACAUGUAUCAAAAUAUAAACACUUUUAUGUCUUUUGUUGUGCAUGUUAUUGCAUGAUGGAUGCCUCAAUCGGCAGUUUGAAUUAUACCCACUCUACUUGCUUACAAGUAAGUAGUAGAGCAAUAUGUGGAGCCAAGUAGAGAGUUCAUCAGUUUGCAACCAAGCCAUCUGCUCUCCCAUUUGGAAUCAAAAUUGGACCAUAUUAUUAUUCGUCAUAUUACUAAGUUUUUAUUUACUCUUCUUGCAUUGCUGUUAAAGCAAUUCUGUUUGUAAAAUUAUUAUUAUUAUUAUUAUAUUAUUAUAUCACAGCUCAAACAUAGAGUUAGCGCUAAUGAGGAAAAACUUCUUUGUAACUGAGAGAAACCUUCAGAGGAGAGAGAGAGAGAGAGAGAGAGAGAGAGAGAGAUUUUGAUAUUGUUAUGCACCGAUCAAGUUCUUUCUUUUCUACAUGACAUCGAUCUCUUUUUUUUGAGACAAAUUAUUUUACUGGAUCUCCCAGGAAGAUGGCUUUUGAGACAGCUUUCCUACUUACAUGUUGUUAUGGCCCAGCUGAGACAAUAUCAAAUAAGGGAAGACACAUGAUGGUUAGAAUAUAACAAAGAGAUUUUUUCAACAAAAUGUAAUUUUAUGUAACUACGAUUUUUUUUAAAUUCAUCUAAUAAGGGUGGUAGUCGCUAAAUUCCAGACCAAAAAAAGAUUAAAUUAAUACUACAAAAAUCCAAACACAUCUGAACAAGCCACAGAAUUGUACCAGAAGGAAUUUGUAUUCUUUCACAGAAUUCCCCCAGCAGUCAGGUCUAGUCAGGUCAUAGUCUACUUUUUCAGCAUCUUUUGAGAUGAGAUGUUUCUCAAAGUUCAUAUUUUGUAGGUGGAAGGAGGCUGUCCCAGAGGCUGUUUUUUAUGUUCGAUUCAAUUGACAUGUCCUGAUCACCCAUAACUCUAAAGUUCCUCACAGUAGAGCUGGGGGCCAAGCAAAUAACUGUGGUCAGAAUUGUUUCUCUGAGGCAUUUAGGGCCAAGUACAAUCAAUGACAAUACUACACGUGUGUUCUCUUUUGUUUGCCAUAAACCAUAUUAUAUUGUAAGGCAUCAAGAUGUAAUUAACUGUAGAAUUGCAGUCUGUGAAUGUGACAUGUGAAGGCCUAAUUGAUGGGUGCAGAAUGACCCUAAAACAUUGAUUAUUAUCCUACCUUGUUAUUACCUCUACCUUCACAGUGUUUUUUUAUAUUGUAGGCCUAUACAUGGCUAUUCUUAAUUCUUGGUUAAUUACCCAAAUUUGUAAAAGACUAUGGACUAUCUUUUCUACUUCGGAUUUGUAUUUUGGUUUUCUAACACGAUAGGCCCAUGGGUGAUCAUGACCAUCUAAUGGCUGAAUUUUAGUUGUGACACCUUAUUGUUGUUUCUAUCUUGGCAUAGAAAUUGUGUAAUUAUCUCCCUACUAAAAUUUGUAGAAUCAACUUAAUGUUUUCUGUCCACUUAACUCUUUGGAAUGACUUAUUCUGGGUAACUUUACCAGUAACUGGUGAUAUUGCUCAUCUCUCAAUGCCAGACACUAAGACAAAAAACUAGCACAAUGAUGCAGGCUUAUUGAGUAGAUAACUAAGCCAUUCUGACAGAAUUAUAGUCUCUAGAAUAAUUGAGGUAAGAGUAUUACAAUAUUUGUACUGAACUUUUUAGUCAAGAUUUAAUAAAGAGACAUAAAAUGGA